AUAAAAUUAUAUCAAUAUAUCAAAUUUUACUACUAAAAGGUAUUGUUAAAAUUCAUUUUUCAUCAGAAAAAUAGAAAUUUUUAGUUUCUUUCAACACGAGCUUUUUUCAAAUUAGAUUUCUAUUUCUGCAUUCAUUCAUAUUCAGUCAGCUGUGCGGUGUACGGACGACGAACCGCACUGCCGCAAAUUCUAACCCCAAUGUUUUAUCAUCAAGUAAUAAUUUAAAAAUAUUGUUGUUUUACUGUAAUUAUAAUGUUUAGUUUAAUAAACAAUUCUUUAAAAUUUUUACCAACAAUUUCUCAACCUCUGGGAGGUGUGCUUCAGAGACAAAUCAACUCAGGAUCAUCACUUUAUUUCAAGUUGACCGAUUGCUUCUUCGCAGAGCCAAUGAAGAAGAAGCGUCGUUUAGAUCCGGCAAUUGUGAGAGCGAGAGAAGAUCGUAAGAAAAGAAAAUUGGAGAAACAAAUUCGCAGAAAAGAGAGGGGAUCCAGGCAGCUGAAGCCAAUCGAUGAGUGUGAAGUGCCAGAGGUUAUACUCAAGGAUGAGAAAAAAUGGCGAGUUCGUCAAGUCGAUAAAUUAAGUGAGCAGGAGGUGAUUGGUAGAGUACGCAUAUUGAAAGCUUGGGCUGGCUACAAACAGAAACAAGCCUUGAGGGACAUUCGUUUGAUGGAUCGCAUCAUGUUUUCACAGCAGCAUGCAUUGGACGAGCUGAGGAAGGAGUCCGAGUUCCUGUAUCAGGAAGCAAUCAAGGUUGAUGAAAACCUCAUUAACAGACCAUUUAAAGGACCCCUGAAAACACCACCCAUAGAAAACUAUGCAAGUCCAGAUGGAGAAUACAUAGACACAACUAAAAAGUGGUAAUGUUAUAGAUUAUUAUUAUUUGUAAUUGUGAUUAGUAUUUGAUAUGUAAUAAAACAUUUGUGAACAACAAAU
Molecule: messenger RNA, 933 nt
Organism: Nilaparvata lugens (brown planthopper)
Lineage: Eukaryota; Metazoa; Arthropoda; Insecta; Hemiptera; Delphacidae
Gene: mRpL40
Product: 39S ribosomal protein L40, mitochondrial
Exons: 5
Coding region: 253-861 (202 amino acids)
Cellular component (GO): mitochondrial ribosome; mitochondrial large ribosomal subunit
Source: RefSeq, a predicted model, not a curated record